Molecule: messenger RNA, 543 nt
Organism: Coffea eugenioides
Lineage: Eukaryota; Viridiplantae; Streptophyta; Magnoliopsida; Gentianales; Rubiaceae
Product: vinorine synthase-like
Exons: 1
Coding region: 1-543 (180 amino acids)
Source: RefSeq, a predicted model, not a curated record
AUGAAGUUUCACUGUGAAAGGGUGCUUCAAAAGGUGCAAACCUUUCCUAUUUUGCAAACUACAUCAACAGCUCAUGCAGACAUUCAACUUUCAGAUCUUUUGAGGAUGCCUGAAAGUGACUUGACAAAUUGGCUAUUUGCAUUCAAUCCAAGUAAUUUGGAAAUAUUAUCACAAAGAUAUAUGCUGAUGGUUCAGGUAAGCAUAUUUGACUGCGGUGGGAUCGCCAUUGGCCUGAAUGCCUCCUACAAAAUUUUUGAUGGCAUGUCUAUGUCAACCUUCAUGAACGUUUGGGCAGCCAUAACCAGCAAAUCAUCAGAACAAAUAAGGCCCAUUUUCAUUUCAAGUUCUUUGUUUCCUCCUAUUUCCAAUUUCUCUGAAGAAGCAUCCUUUUUGGUACCCAAUUCUCAGAUGAACACGUGUGUUAAUUAUGCGAUGAAGAGAUUUGUUUUUGAUAGCUCAGCCUUGUAUCCACUUAAAGCCAAAGCAGCUAGUUCAUCUUCCCGAAAACCAAGUUCAGUCAAGGUUGUUACGGGACUUCUAUGA